AUGUCAAGGAUCAAUCCGAUGGACGUACUUGCUGUAAGGAAUGUUAUUUCACGAUACUGCGAGGCCUUAGACACAAAAGAUUUUACGCUCCUCGAGAGCGUUUUUACGCAAGAUGUCAGCGCAGAGUACCCGUUCAACUCAGAUCUGCAGGGGGUCAAAGCAGUCGCGACGGCAAUUAGAGCUCGUCUAGGGCCUGUUCGAACUCACCACAGUCUCACAACGCAAAGGAUCGUCUUUGAAGACACUGGCAAGGUCGCGCAUGCUGUCACUUAUUUUCAAGGUGCACAUUUUGGACAAGGACCACACGAGGGCAAGCUACUCUGUGCGUACGGAAGGUACAUUGAUGAUCUAGUGCUUCGUCAAGGUGGCGAUGAGGGCGUGCCUGGUGCAAGUGGCCUCUGGAGAAUUGAACGGCGGAAGGUAGCCUUCACUCAGCGAAUAGGAGACGAAAGGAUCAUGUCUGAGCAUGGUGAUUAG
Molecule: messenger RNA, 477 nt
Organism: Boeremia exigua
Lineage: Eukaryota; Fungi; Ascomycota; Dothideomycetes; Pleosporales; Didymellaceae
Exons: 2
Coding region: 1-477 (158 amino acids)
Source: RefSeq, a predicted model, not a curated record